AUGUCUUCUGGUAGGAGCUUCGGGGCACUGGCUUCGUCGCCGAUUGCCCCUCUAGAAUUCUACCGUGCUCUUACUGGGCUGUGGGCAACUUGGGAAAGGGGUAAACAUGUGCCCUUACAGCGAAUUGGUCUUGCCGUUAGUGGUGGAAGUGAUUCUAUGGCGUUAGCCUAUCUUUGCAGCCGAUUAGUCUCACCAGAUUUUAUUCCGGGUCUAGAUUUGAAAGCGUAUAUUGUGGAUCAUAAGUUUCGUCCAGAAAGCUCGCGGGAGGCACAUUUAGUUGCAGAUAGGAUAGAAAAAUUGGGAAUCCAGUCAAAAGUUCUCACCAUACCAUGGCCAGCCGGGGAGACUCUGACGAAAAAUGGAUUUGAAACACAAGCACGAAUGCUUCGUUAUCAGGCGCUAGGCAAAGCUUGCGCUGCUGAUAGCAUCAGAGCUCUUCUCCUAGGCCAUCAUCAAGAUGACAAUGUGGAAACUGCUCUUAUGCGUGUAUCUAAAGGCCACAGAAAACUUGGUCUGAUUGGAUUUGACGAGAUUGCUCCUAUUCCAGAAUGCCAUGGCCUAUAUGGGGUAAGCAAGAGCGGGUUUACUGCAUCUCUCCAAGACAUCGUUGAAAGUACAAAUAUGGACGGAACUGUCCCAUACCCAUCUUCUCGAAUAAUCGCCCGUAAUAUAAACUCUACAUCAGGGCAGAUGCAAAUAUCUACGGGCGGGGUUUAUCUACUCCGCCCGUUCCGAUCCUUUUCGAAACCACGACUUGUAGCUACCUGCCAGGAUAACAAAAUACCGUUUGUCUCCGACUCCACGAAUGAAGACCGCACAUUUACUAUUCGGAAUACAGUACGGCAGCUCCUAGAAUCAGAAGACUUGCUUCCACGGGCACUGCAACGUCCGUCCAUACUGUCCCUGGUGGAUAAGUCGAGAGAGCACACUGAAAAAUUCCGAUUGUUAUGCGACUCGCUCCUCAAAAAGGUGGAGAUCCUCAACUUCGACACCCACUUCGGGACGCUAGUCAUUAAAAUGCCAGCUAUGUCUGAGCUCCCCCAGGAUCAGAGAAAAGCUGUCGAUAAACAGACUUCGCUCCCAGAUGGGAUACGAGACAUAUAUGCAUCAGUAAUGCGAAGCUUAUGCGACAUUAUUUCACCGUACCCUGAUCGAUGGAGCCCGUUAUCACAUUUCCGGAAUCCUGCCUGCAAAGCAUUUUUGGGGUUUGAUCCAUCAGGUAUGAACGGCACCGUUUUCACUGUAGGCGGAGUUCUGUGGCAAUCCAUAAAACAGAAGAGCGGACGAAAAUCCGUCUCUAAAUCUCUACCACCGAACCUCCCUGGUAACUUGCAGGUUCAAAAUCAAGAAUUCUCUCCGUUUUCUGAUGGGCAAGAUAAUAUUUGGCUCCUAUCAAGACAGCCUAUGCACUCUGGCAAAACGCAGCCAACAACAGAGUUUGUUUUGAGAAUACCGAAUUACAGAGUAACCAGAACUAAGAAAGGGGUUAUACUACAGGCGGAAGACAAACGAGAACGACAAGGCACCGGGAAGUUCAUUUAUACUGACUGGACAGAUUGGAAACUCUGGGAUAAUCGGUACUGGAUCCGCAUACGUGGCCGUUCUAGUAUUCAACAGCACGGUCACCUCCAAGAAGGAACCGAACAAGGAGGGGCUGUGAGGAGGUCACUAGGUAGAGAUAUCGCAAAGGGGGAUUUAUCCAGAGGUGAAGGACACGAACUCCAUACUCACUCUCAUCUAGCCUUGCAAAACUCAACACUAGCCGACUAUCUGGCUCCUCAAACGAUUUUAUCGAAAAGUACAACACUAUCGAAAAAGUCGGCCUCUGUUUCGCCUAUAACUCCAUCAGUGUUCCAGAAACUCCUCACUCUUCUGGCUCCCGGGAAAAUACGGUUCUCGGCUCCGAUAUUAACUGAUGUCGUGCCGGAAAAAGGAGACGGUGAAGAAUUGGAGAAUUUGCAAGAGCAGCUUUUGGGGAUGCCAUCUUUACCAAUGUCCUUCCGGACCAAAAUACGGGUGAGAACGCCCGUCAUGAAUGCCGAGGGAAAAAAUGUUGCUGCAACAUUGGAUGUUCCAUGGGGCAUAGAAUGGGAAAUAAGGUAUAAAUGGAUAGAUCCGAAUACCGUCCGAGCUGUGUCCUGGCACAGUAUUUAG
Molecule: messenger RNA, 2154 nt
Organism: Microsporum canis CBS 113480
Lineage: Eukaryota; Fungi; Ascomycota; Eurotiomycetes; Onygenales; Arthrodermataceae
Product: PP-loop family protein
Exons: 4
Coding region: 1-2154 (717 amino acids)
Biological process (GO): tRNA processing
Molecular function (GO): ligase activity, forming carbon-nitrogen bonds; ATP binding
Source: RefSeq, a predicted model, not a curated record